UUUUUUUUAUCUUUCGCUUCGUUACUAGUUCGUUCGACAGUGAGAGCGGGAAGCGAAAACUCGAAAACAGGGGAGGGGGAGAGCGAUGGCGAGCGCGGCGGCGGAGGGCGCGGCGGCGCCUCCUCCGGCGGCGGCGGAGGAGGUGGUCUCCGUGGAGCUCCCGGCCCCGCCGGGGUGGAAGAAGAAGUUCAUUCCCAAGAAGGGUGGAACACCAAAAAGGAAUGAGAUAGUUUUCAUCACACCAACUGGUGAAGAGAUUAAGAACAAGAAACAAUUGGAUCAGUACUUGCGUGCGCACCCUGGUGCCCCACCUUCAUCUGAAUUUGACUGGGGGACUGGUGAUACACCAAGGCGCUCGGCAAGAAUUAGUGAGAAAGUAAAGGCGACAGAGACCCCAGAACCUGAGAAACCUAAGAAAAGAGAGAGGAAAUCAAGCUCCAAAAAAGAAACAAAAGAGAAAAAAGAUGACGAAGAUGGAACCAAUGAAACUGUAGGAGCUGAGGAAGAAGCCUCUGCUGCAAAAGCCGAAGCAUCUGCCGAUGUGGAAAGGAAAGCAGCUGAAAUUGCCAACAAAGAAAGAGCUGUUAAUGAAACUGCUAUCAAGCAUGAUUUAGUGGAUAUGAAUAAGGAGAAUGCAGAAAAUAAAACUGAGAGUGCUGACAAGGAUGGAGAAUCCAAAGAAACCAGCAAGGUCGAUCCUGCUGAAUCUGUUCCAUAUACAGAAAGGGGGAAGAGGGAAGAUAACAAACUAGUUGAUUUAGAAGCGCUUCCUCCAGUAGCUGAACCCAAAGGAGAUGUUUCUUCUGAGAACAUGAAAGAUGGAGAGCUUUUCUCUGAAAAUGGCACAAACUGUGAUGAUGGGCAGUGUCAGCCAAAGGUAACCCCUCCUGACUCUUAAAGCUUAAAUUUUAAGUUAUUAGCAUUUUAUGUAAUUUAAGCUUUUAAUUCUGGAGUUAGCUGAUAGUUGUCCUAUAUAUAAUUCGGUAUCAUAGUGUUUUAAAUGUCUCUGUAUGUUAGUGAUCGGUAUCAUAGUGUUUCAAAUGUUUCUGUGUGAUAGUGGUGCGGCUACCUUUGCCUGAAUUGGCAUAUAAGUAGGGCAAAUUGUUGUCAGUCAACCAAAAUUAACAUGUAACUCUGAAUUAUUGUUACCAUAUUUUAGUAUUUGCUUGUAAUAUCAAGCAAUUACUUGUUACCAGGCUUAUAAUAUUGCUCUUUCUAGUA
Messenger RNA from Ananas comosus (pineapple), 1221 nucleotides. RefSeq names its product methyl-CpG-binding domain-containing protein 10-like. Bases 86 to 898 code for a protein of 270 amino acids. The transcript has 4 exons. Gene Ontology annotation, molecular function: DNA binding. The record is from RefSeq and is a predicted model, not a curated record. NCBI's taxonomy places the organism in Eukaryota, Viridiplantae, Streptophyta, Magnoliopsida, Poales, Bromeliaceae.